CAAAGUAUAAGUAACCCAUCUGUAAUGCAGCGGAGAAUGACAGUGCUGCGGGAAAAGGGAAGGAGACAAGCCGUCCGUGGUCCAGCAUUCAUGUUCAAUGACAAGGGCACAAGCCUAACUCCAGAAGAGGAACGCUUUUUGGAUGCAGCUGAAUAUGGCAACAUACCUGUUGUUCGGAGAAUGCUGGAGGAGAGCAAGUCACUGAAUGUUAAUUGUGUUGAUUACAUGGGCCAGAAUGCCCUUCAGCUAGCAGUUGGAAAUGAACAUUUGGAAGUAACUGAGCUCCUUCUGAAGAGGGAUAAUUUGGCUCGAAUCGGAGAUGCAUUAUUACUUGCUAUCAGUAAGGGGUAUAUACGGAUUGUGGAAGCAAUUUUGAAUCACUCUGGAUUUGAGCCCAGUAAUCGUCUGACCCUUAGCCCAUGUGAGCAGGAAAUGCAGGAUGAUGAUUUUUAUGCCUAUGAUGAAGAUGGCACCAGAUUUUCCCCUGAUAUCACCCCAAUCAUUCUGGCUGCCCACUGUCAAAAGUAUGAGGUGGUGCACAUGCUGUUGAUGAAAGGAGCACGGAUUGAGAAACCUCACGACUAUUUCUGUAAAUGCAAUGAAUGUGUGGAGAAACAAAAGCACGAUUCAUUUAGUCACUCCAGAUCAAGGAUCAAUGCGUACAAAGGAUUAGCAAGCCCUGCCUACUUGUCUUUGUCUAGUGAGGAUCCAGUACAUACUGCACUGGAACUUAGCAACGAACUAGCCAAGUUGGCAAAUAUUGAAAAAGAAUUUAAGAAUGACUACCGCAAGUUAUCUAUGCAAUGCAAAGACUUUGUUGUUGGUGUUCUUGACCUGUGCCGAGACAGUGAAGAAGUUGAAGCGAUUCUGAAUGGUGAUGUGGAAGCUGAACAAGAUGAAGGACACCACAGUCAAAGAGCAGGGUUAACACGUGUCAAACUUGCCAUUAAAUAUGAAGUCAAAAAGUUUGUUGCCCACCCAAAUUGCCAACAGCAACUACUCACAAUAUGGUAUGAAAACCUCUCAGGAUUACGGGAGCAGCCAAUACCUAUGAAGUGCCUUGUGGUGCUCGUUAUUGCGCUUGGGCUCCCAUUCCUUGCAAUUGGUUAUUGGAUUGCACCAUGCAGCAAGCUGGGGAAGAUGCUAAGAAGUCCCUUCAUGAAGUUUGUGAUGCAUGCAGCGUCCUUCAUCAUCUUUCUGUGUUUACUAGUAUUUAAUGCCUCUGACAGAUUUGAAGGCAUCAAAACCUUACCCAAUGUCACUGUCACGGAUUACCCUAAACAAGUCUUUAGAAUGAAAACCACUAUGUUUACUUGGACGGAAAUGCUAAUCAUGGUAUGGAUACUAGGUAUGAUGUGGACUGAGUGUAAGGAAAUCUGGACAGAAGGGCCACGGGAAUACAUUUUCCAAAUGUGGAAUCUUUUAGAUUUUGGAAUGUUAUCAAUUUUUAUAGCUGCAUUUACAGCAAGAUUUCUGGCAUUUCUGGAAGCUUCUAAAGCACAGCAAUAUGUAGACAAACAUGUUAAGGAGAGUGAUCUUUCACUUGUAACACUUCCACCAGAAGUUGAAUACUACACGUAUGCCAGAGAUAGAUGGGUUCCUUCUGAUCCUCAGAUCAUAUCUGAAGGCCUCUAUGCAAUAGCUGUUGUCCUUAGUUUUUCUCGAAUCGCUUAUAUCCUGCCUGCAAAUGAAAGCUUUGGUCCAUUACAAAUUUCCCUUGGAAGGACGGUGAAAGAUAUAUUCAAAUUCAUGGUCAUUUUCAUUAUGGUGUUUCUUGCUUUCAUGAUUGGGAUGUUUAUCCUGUAUUCCUACUAUCUUGGUGCAAAAGUAAAUCCUGCCUUCACAACAGUUGAAGAAAGUUUCAAGACACUAUUCUGGUCAAUCUUUGGUUUAUCUGAAGUAUCUUCUGUUGUUCUCAAAUAUGACCAUAAGUUUAUUGAGAACAUUGGAUAUGUUUUAUAUGGAAUCUACAACGUCACUAUGGUGGUGGUCUUGCUCAACAUGCUGAUUGCCAUGAUCAAUAGCUCAUAUCAGGAAAUUGAGGAUGAUGCAGAUGUUGAAUGGAAAUUUGCUCGUUCAAAGCUGUGGCUGUUCUACUUUGACCAUGGGAAAACUUUACCCCCUCCAUUCAGUCUUAUGCCUACUCCAAAAUCAUGCAUCAGUUUAAUGCUAAGAAUCAAAAACUGUCUGAUUGGUCUAUUCAAAUGCAGAAGGAAAAGAUUGAAGAGAGAUGUAGAAAUUGGAAUGUUGAAUUCAAAGUCCAGGCUGAAUCUUUUUGCACAGUCAAAUCUAAGGAUUUCAGAAACCCAAAGUUUCAACAGCAUUAUAAAUCAACCCACGAGAUAUCAGCAAAUAAUGAAACGACUGAUUAAACGGUAUGUCUUGAAAGCACAAGUUGAUAAAGAAAAUGAUGAAGUUAAUGAAGGUGAACUGAAAGAAAUUAAACAAGAUAUCUCAAGUCUUCGAUAUGAACUUCUAGAAGACAAGUCUCAAGCAACCGAGGAGCUGGCUUUUCUCAUUCAAAAACUUGGUGAAAAACUUAAUACCUGUCUGACAAAACAAAAAACCCAAUGA
This is a messenger RNA of Carcharodon carcharias (great white shark), 2574 nucleotides long. RefSeq names its product short transient receptor potential channel 3. Gene Ontology annotation, molecular function: protein binding; store-operated calcium channel activity; inositol 1,4,5 trisphosphate binding. The transcript is spliced from 11 exons. The coding region runs from base 25 to 2574 and encodes 849 amino acids. Lineage: Eukaryota; Metazoa; Chordata; Chondrichthyes; Lamniformes; Lamnidae. Gene Ontology annotation, cellular component: membrane; cation channel complex. Gene Ontology annotation, biological process: calcium ion transmembrane transport; manganese ion transport; regulation of cytosolic calcium ion concentration. The record is from RefSeq and is a predicted model, not a curated record.